Molecule: messenger RNA, 2524 nt
Organism: Ipomoea nil (Japanese morning glory)
Lineage: Eukaryota; Viridiplantae; Streptophyta; Magnoliopsida; Solanales; Convolvulaceae
Product: replication factor A protein 1-like
Exons: 7
Coding region: 21-1220 (399 amino acids)
Source: RefSeq, a predicted model, not a curated record
UACAAACUCAAUAUAACAUCAUGGUAGGAAUGUUCAUUUUGGCCAAAGAUAUAAGUCCUAUGACUUUGAAAAGAGCUAUCAAACUAAGGCUUGUGAGAACAUAUGAAGUUCAUGCUAACCGUGGCAACAACUCUAUUAAAAGCAAAGAAUAUAUCUUCCAUGAUGAAGAGGGGACAUAUCUUCAUGCUUCAAUACCAAGAGAACAAGUAGAAAAAUUCCAGAAUGUCUUCAAAGAAGGUGCUAUGUAUGGCGUGAAGAACUUUUUAGUAAUAACAAAUUAUUUUACCUACAAAACUACUGAACAUCGGUUCAUGUUAAAGUUUAACUAUUCUACCAUUGUCAAAGAGUACAAGCCACGAAACUUCCCCAAGGUGUUAUUUAGAUUAAAAAGUAUUGAAAUGUUGAUUUCUCAGAAGGAUCUGAAUGAAAAGCAGCUGCUAGGUAUAUUGCUUCAUCUCACAUUUUCAUACGUUGAUUUACAAUUUUAUUCAAGUUUAUAUUUUUAUAUCAAAUCAAAAUUGUGCACAGAUGUGAUUGGGAAGGUUGUGGAGAUAUAUUCUCCACUGGACAAAAUCAUUGAUGGCAGACCGUCUAGGCUUAUUGAUUUCAUAAUUGAAGAUGGACUGAGUAAUCGUCUUAAGUGCACCGUGUGGGAUAAUCACGUUGAUUCAAUCCUACCGUAUUAUAAUUCUGUUAUUGAAGGACCACUGAUUGUUCUGAUUCAACUAUGUAGGGCAAAAGAAGUUAAUGGAGAAGUCAGAAUUUCCAGCUCUUAUAGUGCAACUAAGAUGUUAUUCAAUCAUGACUUGCCAGAAUUUAAUGAGUUCAAGAAAAGUCUUGGAGGCCUUCAAACUCCUCUACGGACUAUUAGUUCAAUUUCGAGGCUAUCUUCGGGAAAUACAAUCAUUGACUUACAGAGUGGUGACAUUGUGGUCAGUACAGUUGCAGAUUUAUAUGAAAAGAAAGAGGUUGGUGAAUAUUGGGUCCCUGCAAAGAUUGCUGGAAUUGAGAGUGUUGGUGAUUGGUCAUAUCGUUCGUGUGUUAGUAGUGGCUGCAACAAAAAGUUGGUCCUUGACGAGGGACUGUUGUGUUGUACCAAAUGCAAGAGGAAAUGUGAGGAAGGGAUUUUAAAGUAUAGGCUCAUUGUGCGGGUCUACGAUAAUAGUUUUGAUGCUCCCUUCCUAAUUUGGGUCGGGAAUGUAAUGAUUUGUUGGGUUUGACAGCUAAAGAUUUGAUGAAAAAGUAUCCUGAGGGCUAUGAUGAUAUCCCAAGAGAGAUUGAGGGUUUAUGUGGAAGGAUCUUGCUAUUCAAGGUGUCAGUGAAGAAGGAACAAUUAAAGAAUUUUAACAGUGAUUUUCCUGUUAUUAAGGUGGUCACUGACCCAGCUAUGUUGUCUACAUAUUGUUCUAUGUUGGAGUUAGAACAGGAUAAAGAUCAUAUUUCAAGGAUGGUUGAUGCUACUACUGACAAAGAAGAUGCUGAGAUGGUAAGUGUUUUUAAUAGAGAAAGAUAAUCACUUUUCAACUUCAACAUAUAUUUUCACAUUUAUAUGUUUUUAAAAAUGUAUAGGAACUAUCUUUUGGGGAUGAAGCAGAAAGCCCAGUAAACUUAGGAGAUAAUGAAGAUGUUGAUCUUGAUCCAAAAGCGGUGUCAGUUAAACGCCGUCUACUUGACGAGUUUUCAAGCACUAUGAAAAAGGGGAAAGCUAUCAUUGUCAAAAAGGAGAAAUGAAGGACUGUUGGAAUUAUUAAUGUUGUUUUUUGAAACACUGAAGCUGAAUGUUGUUUUUGAAAGACGGACGUUUGAUGUUGUUUUUGAAAGACGGACGUUUGAUGUUGUUUUUGCAAGACAGAAGUUUAAAGUUGUUUUUGUAAGACUUUUAACCGUUUCGGAUAUUGUGCUCAUGUGCACAGAUUGAUGUACUGUUUUGAAACUUACUAUGUUUAAUAUUUAAAUUGUGUGUGUUCUGUAAUUGUUGUUUUUGGAUUUUGUAAGUUAAACUUUGCAGGUUUGCUGGACUGAUUAUAUAUUGAUGGCAAGUAAAUAUGGCACUACAGAGUCUGCAAAAGCAGGGUAUGAGUAAUUUAAGGUAGUAUUCGUUUUGUUUUUUAAACUAACAUUUUAAUUAUGUUUGACCAAAUAAAAUGUAGGGAACUUAACAGUGUCAUUUUUCUUGCAGAUUCCAGCAACUGCGGAGCAAAUAUUAUAGAUGAGUACAUGACAAUUUAUCUGGCCAUGCAGAUUCCAACACAAGCUUCAAGAUCAAUAUUGGGGGUGGUCUUUUGGAAUACAUAUUUUCUGUGCUUAAAGUAGUAUUUGACUUGCAUUUAUUGUAAUGUCUAUGUACAAAUAUAAUUUCACAAAUGUACCAGUAACCAGUUUAAUAAAAUCUUGGUUUUUGUUCUUAUCAUUAGGUGUAUGCCCAUAAAAAUUAAUUCCAUAAAAUAAACUACAACUAAAACACUAUAAUUUCACACUGUAACAACACACAAAUGUUUAUACUAUAUAUAAGCUGAUGUAUAAU